Molecule: messenger RNA, 782 nt
Organism: Musa acuminata subsp. malaccensis (wild Malaysian banana)
Lineage: Eukaryota; Viridiplantae; Streptophyta; Magnoliopsida; Zingiberales; Musaceae
Source: RefSeq, a predicted model, not a curated record
CAAGUGAUCGCGGAGCUCCAUGGAGACGAAGAGGAGGAGCGGAGGGGCGAUCCUUGGAUCCGCGAUCCGGCUCGCCGCGAUUCUGGCGAUCUUCGCCCCCGUCGCUUCGAUCGACGACAAAUGCGCCGCUUGCAACGCCGUCGCGGCUGAGAUAGAGAUUGGACUUUCUAAUGAGAAACCUAGAAACCAUCUAGAUAUGCGUCAUCGUUUGGAUUCUAGAGGUCAACGUGAAGGAAAAGUAAUUGAUUACAGAGUGAGCGAGUUAAGAGUGGUUGAACUUCUUGAUGGUCUUUGUGAAAAAAUGCAGGAUUAUACUCUGGAGAAGUUGGAUUCUGGUGAACAAGCAUGGAUAAAAGUAAGAGAUUGGAACAGCAUUGAAGGCGAUAAGCAAGAAGCACGUGCAUACUCAAAAGACUUAUCCUCCUUCUGUGGAAGGUUGUUGGAGGAAACAGAGGAUCAGCUUGCUGAGUGGAUAAAAAGAGGAUCUGCAGAAUCUGGGGGAGUAAGCAAAGCCCUUUGUCAAGAUCUUACCGAGCACUGCAGCUACUCCAGGUCCUCUAAGAUGUACGAUGGAGAGUUAUAGACAACAAACAAACCACAACCAAAGAUUCUUCAGGAAGUUGUUUCCGAAGUAGGAACUAUGAUGAGUUCAGUCAAUUAUUGAAAAUCCUUUUUAUCUUUUGCUCUAGGAAUCAAUUCUAAUAUGAGGAAAUAACAUUUUUACGAUACAAAUAUUUACUAAGAAAAAUCUGAUGUAAUCUUUGAUAUAUUUGAAACUUUCG